ACAUGUUGUCUCGGCUCCGAAACAUAUGAACCCACAAAAAAAGAUUUUUUUUUUGUUGUAAAUUUCAAACCUUCAAUUUUUUUUUCUUUUUCCAUUUUAGGUUUUAUGGUGAUUUAAUAAAAAGAUCACGAGUGUGACUUUGUGUUCCGUAGGCGUUUCAUUAGCUCAACUGCAAAUAAGGACAGAACCAAAUCUCUUUCGCUGUUCCUGUCCUUUGUCUUCUCCAUCGAAGAAUCUAUCAUAGCUGUUUCAAUGUCUUCUGAUCUUUUUGUCUUCGACGAGUCAUCAUCCUCUUCCUUGAUUUCCCGCCAUUCAAGCCCAGAAAUGGCUGCAACUACAGAUCUUCCGUUUUUCUGCAACAACGAUCGUUACCCUUUUCUCGAUCCUCUCAGCAGCGACAACAACAACAACAACUCGGUUGAUGAUUCUCUGUGUGUUUUCGAAGAUUUUGCUCCUCAGAUCUUCUCUUCGUCUCCCCCGAGUCGUCAGCUCGAGACCUUGACGAUUUCUCAGACAGCCCAUUCGAAUUCUGAGGUUUUCACAAAUGGGUUCCAGAAUUACUCCGGUUGUUUCGAUGUAUCCGACGUCAAAAGGGAGCUCUUCUUCGACGGCUCAGGCCAUAACCAGACAGAUGCGGCGGCAUCUAUGGCGCGAAGCUACAGCGCCGUCGAGAAUGUCGGAAAGUAUAUGCAGAGGUGCUUCAGCAGCAACUCAGCGGAGGCGAAACCCGGGUUCCGGCUCAGUUCUCUGUUCGAUCCUCUGGUGGAGUCAUCAAACCUCCAUAACCAGACCUUGAACUCGCCGGAAAACGGGUUUCUAGCAGGCCACAUGCGACGUGUUUUCAGCACCGGAGACUUGCAGAACAUGAGAAGAAGUGUUGGAUCGAAUUCGAGGGCUUUAGGCAUGGAGAAUUCAUCGUCGGAAUCAAACUUGAAAGUUGGACGUUACAGCGCCGAAGAACGAAGGGAGAGAAUCUCCAAGUACAGAGCAAAACGUACCCAGAGAAACUUCACCAAGACCAUUAAGUAUGGAUGUCGGAAAACGCUGGCGGACAACAGAGCACGCAUACGUGGCAGAUUCGCACGUAACGACGAAGUAGUCGAGAUACCCAAGAACUCUUUUUCUUUUGCCACAGAAGACGACGAUGACAAUCUUUGGAAUUUGGAGGGGUUGCAUGUGGAAGAUCAUGAAACUUUUGCGGGCAGCCUUGUGCAGUCACAUAUGCAAUACACAAGUCCCUUCUGGUGAAAGUUCAUCAUGCGUGCAUGGUCGAUACAAUACGAGAUGGAGUAUAACUUCGCUUUCGAUAUCAUAUAUCUAACAUAUAAAAUCGAGCUAUAUUUUGAAUAUAUUAUUUAUCUUUUGUUUAAAGUGUAUCAAAAUGUAAUAUUUUAAUAUAUAUCUCGAUUUUAGUUGUUUGUAUUAUAUCGCGUCAAAAUAAAAUAAUUUUAGAAAUCUUUUUUUUUUUCAGGAAAUAGGGAUAGUAAUAAUAAUAAAGUCACAAAGGUGGCCAAAAUGCUCAUUUGGUAGUUAGUGUGUGCUGU
Messenger RNA from Tarenaya hassleriana, 1544 nucleotides. RefSeq lists its product as uncharacterized. Lineage: Eukaryota; Viridiplantae; Streptophyta; Magnoliopsida; Brassicales; Cleomaceae. The transcript is spliced from 4 exons. The coding region runs from base 253 to 1248 and encodes 331 amino acids. The record is from RefSeq and is a predicted model, not a curated record. Gene Ontology annotation, molecular function: protein binding. Gene Ontology annotation, biological process: regulation of flower development. Gene Ontology annotation, cellular component: nucleus.